This is a messenger RNA of Ambispora gerdemannii, 1098 nucleotides long. NCBI's taxonomy places the organism in Eukaryota, Fungi, Glomeromycota, Glomeromycetes, Archaeosporales, Ambisporaceae. The record is from the annotation of a GenBank genome assembly.
AUGGCUUCAAAAGAUACGAAUGAAAAAGUGACGACUGCUGUCGAGUUUCUCGAACAGCAACAAAUCCUUGAAGAAGCGGCAGCAGAGAUAUUGCCUUGGAAUUUCGACCAAUGUACCUAUUCCAAGGGUUACAUUCGUCAACCAGUCUACGCCUGCAAAACAUGCAAGCCUAACGCGAAUUACGAGUCCGGUGGAGUCUGUUACUCGUGUUCAAUUGCCUGCCACGCAGUGUUAUUAGAUCACGAUUUGGUGGAAUUGUUUAACAAACGAAAGUUUCGGUGUGAUUGCGGUACUGCUCGUCUUGGUGACCACGCUUGCCAAGUUGAACCUAAAAAGAAUGAGGAAAUAAAUGAGCAAAACCAAUAUAACCAUAACUAUGUAGGACGUUUCUGUUGGUGUAAUGAUGAGUAUGACGCGGAGAAAGAAGAGUCAAAUAUGUUCCAAUGCUGCGUAUGUGAAGAUUGGUUUCAUGAAGGAUGUGUGAAUGGUGAAAAGACUGGAAAGUUAAAUUUCAUGAUCCCUGAGUUAGAAGCAUUUGAAGAAUAUAUUUGCCGUACAUGCACCAGCAAAUAUCCAUUCUUAAAGCAAUAUAAACAUUCCCAUAUGUUCUUUUCCGGUCAAUUUAAACCAGAAGUGGAACAAUCGUUAUCAUCAUCAUCAAAUGAGAAUAAUGUCAAAGAUUUUCAAAUAGCCACCACUGAUGAUCAACCUCCCAAAGAGACGGCGAUGACAUCAUUAACAGUGACGUCACUAACAGUGACGUCACCAGUAGCAGCAUCAUCAUCAUGUAUGCAACUUUAUCGUCAGUAUCAAAUAGAAUUUAUUUUGCACGAAGAAGAAACCUUUGAGCCGGCUCAAGACGAUGAUGCAUCCACUUCUCUGUUUGAUAACGGAAUGAAAUUAUUGACACAAAUGGAUCGUGUCACCGCAAUUGAAGGACUGAUUGCAUAUAAUAAAAUGCGUGACGAAAUUCGUGAAUUUCUUCAACCAUUUGCUGCAUCAGGAAAGACAGUGACCAAACAAGACAUUGAAUUAUUUAUUCAGACCAAACUCGAACAACGUAAACCACCGCCUAAUAAUAAUGAGAGUUUCUUCUAG